AUGGUAUCAAAACAAAAUAAGGCUCUAACUCCAAUUAAACAUCUUAUGGGAUCUUCCGCAUACUGUAAAGAAGGCCAAUUCUUAUCGAUUGAUGAGGAGUAUAACUACUUGAAAUCUGAGAGAGAUUUACAUGAAGUGGGAUCUGCAAUAAUAUCAAAAAUCAGCAAAUUAAAGUUUGAUCAACUCUUUAAGAUGUGUCUGGUCUUUGCAAUCACCAGGCUGAGACAUGUCACCACUCAGGAUUGUCUUCCUGAUAUUCUGUCCUUAGGUUACUUCAAUGUGAAUAACAGUGAAAGUUCCAGGAGGCUUUGUUUCUGGAGUGCUGAAGUUAUUCCUGAUGACAUUGAGCAAGCUCGGCAAUGGGCUUUUGAUUAUGUACAACACAUGGUGACGGCAGAGGAAGCAGAGCGUUUCCAAGAAGAAAUAAAAGGUCAGUUUGCCUCCUCCCCAGCAUUCGAUAAUUCUACCUCUCGUUAUGGAAAUUUCAUGUUCUCCUUCGCACUGUCAGACCUGCUGGAGGCCUAUCAACCCCAGCAUUGCCAGAAUGGAGAACCUCAGCUCAGAGUGCUAGGCACAGAGAUGUACACACAGGAGAUUGCUCACAUCGUUGUUGUCCACAGUCCUGAUACUGACCUGUACCAUGACCUCCCAAGGGUGGAAACAGUUCCCAGCACUGCAGAGUCCCUGCCUUUUAUCUAUAGGUGAGAGGAAGAUGGGGAACUGUGCUGGAGACCAGAAUCAGUGCAAACAGUGCUUUAA
This is a messenger RNA of Pelobates cultripes (western spadefoot toad), 759 nucleotides long. Lineage: Eukaryota; Metazoa; Chordata; Amphibia; Anura; Pelobatidae. The record is from the annotation of a GenBank genome assembly.